Molecule: messenger RNA, 357 nt
Organism: Symphalangus syndactylus (siamang)
Lineage: Eukaryota; Metazoa; Chordata; Mammalia; Primates; Hylobatidae
Product: large ribosomal subunit protein uL11-like
Biological process (GO): translation
Cellular component (GO): cytosolic large ribosomal subunit; ribosome
Molecular function (GO): structural constituent of ribosome; large ribosomal subunit rRNA binding
Source: RefSeq, a predicted model, not a curated record
AUGCCACCGAAGUUCAACCCCAACGAGAUCAAAGUUGUAUACCUGAGGUGCACUGGAGGUCAAGCCGGUGCCACUUCUGCCCUGGCCCCCAAGAUCGGCCCCCUGGGUCUGUCUCCAAAACACGUUGGUGAUGACAUUGCCAAGGCAACGGGUGACUGGAAGGGCCUGAGGAUUACAGUGAAACUAACCAUUCAGAACAGACAAGCCCAGAUUGAGGUGGUGCCUUCUGCCUCUGCCCUGAUCAUCAAAGCCCUCAAGGAACCAUCAAGAGACAGAAAGAAACAGAAAAACAUUAAACACAGUGGGAAUAUCACUUUUGAUGAGAUCAUCAACAUUGCUCGACAGAUGCGGCACUGA